Molecule: messenger RNA, 3330 nt
Organism: Quercus lobata
Lineage: Eukaryota; Viridiplantae; Streptophyta; Magnoliopsida; Fagales; Fagaceae
Product: pentatricopeptide repeat-containing protein At3g04760, chloroplastic-like
Exons: 2
Coding region: 275-2773 (832 amino acids)
Biological process (GO): mitochondrion organization; RNA processing
Cellular component (GO): mitochondrion
Molecular function (GO): mRNA binding; protein binding
Source: RefSeq, a predicted model, not a curated record
CAGACCAGACCGAUCCUCUCACCUCUCACCUCUCUUUCCUCCCAAACCUCCCUCUCAGCCGCCGCUGCUGCUUCUUCUACCCAACACAAACGCUGUCGUCGGUCUAGCCUCAUUGCUAUAAACUGUGACGUUUUGAGCUCUGUUCUGUUUGUCUUUAUUCGGUUUGAGAAGCAGCAGGAAGCAUUGAUAAGAAGGAAGCUCCCAGGCAAACCCCACUUUGCUCCCUUUCUUACUUCUUUACAUUUGUUACUUUCAGAUUCCAAACUGUACUGCCAUGUUGUAUAACUUAAAUUCCUACUUUAGAAUUCGAAAACCUCAUAAGUUUAUUGCAUUCUUACAUUUUCAUACAUGUGUUUGUGGCAAUAGUGGUCAGUUUAAUGGGCAAGAGGUUAGCUAUUAUUUCCUUGAAAACCCAUUAGCUUGUAUUGGACUUGUUGCAUAUUAUUCUUCAUUUUUAUCAAGAACCUCUUUUGCUAGUAGUAGAGGUCAACCUGCUGGGAAAGGUGAAAUUGAUGAGACUGAUGAUGGGUAUGGCAGAUUUAGGCAAAUGGGUUCCUGGGAUAAUGGGGACCAGCAAGACUCUAGCUUUGAUAAAUUUGAUGAGGCUAAAGAGUUUGAGGAUGAUGAUGACGACAAAGAAGUAGGAGAGGAUGGUGAUGGUGAUGAUGAUGAUGAUGAUGAUUUUAUGGUUUUGAAUUCGUUUAAUAGAAAUGGUGAACAAAGGGAAGGUAUUGGAAGAGUUGAGUUGGAUGAGGAUGAAUUAAGACACCCUUUGGUGAGAGAGAUUUGUAGGUUGAUUGAACUUAGGUCAGCUUGGAAUCCAAAGCUUGAAGGGGAAUUAAGGCACUUACUAAGAAGCCUUAAACCUCGCCAAGUUUGUGCUGUUCUGCGCUCUCAGGCAGAUGAACGAGUUGCUUUGAAAUUAUUCUAUUGGGCUGAUCGGCAGUGGCGGUACAGACAUGACCCGAUUGUUUACUAUACAAUGCUGGAGGUCCUUAGUAAGACUAAAUUGUGUCAGGGUGCUAGGCGGGUUCUUCGGCUCAUGGCCCGCAGGGGUAUUGUGCGCCGGCCUGAAGCAUUUGGUUAUGUGAUGGUGUCGUAUGGUCGGGCAGGCAAGUUGAGGAAUGCAAUGCAAGUUUUGACUUUGAUGCAAAGAGCAGGAGUUGAUCCUGAUUUGUCAAUAUGUAACACUGCAAUCAAUGUUUUGGUGAAGGGGAAUAAACUGGAAAAGGCAUUGAGAUUCUUGGCUCGAAUGCAACUUGUUGAAAUCACACCUAAUGUUGUCACUUAUAAUAGCUUGAUCAAGGGGUAUUGUGACUUGCAUCGUAUAGAUGAUGCUAUUGAGCUAAUCGCUGAAAUGCCUCUGAAGGGAUGCUACCCAGAUAAGGUUAGCUACUAUACAGUGAUGGGUUUUCUCUGUAAAGAGAAAAGGGUUAAAGAAGUGAGAGAAUUGAUGGAUAAGAUGGUGAAGGAUAGUAAAUUGAUACCAGACCAGGUUACCUACAAUAUUCUUAUCCACGUGCUCUCCAAGCAUGGUCAUGGAGAUGAGGCUUUGAAGUUUUUGAGGGAAGCAGAGGAGAGGGGUUUUCGUGUUGAUAAGGUUGGGUAUAGUGCAAUAGUUCAUUCAUUUUGCAAGGCUGGAAGGAUUGACAUUGCUAAAGAAUUAGUAAAUGAAAUGUUCAGAAAGGGUUGCUUUCCUGAUGUUGUGACUUACACUGCUGUUCUUAAUGGGUUUUGCCUGGAAGGAAAGGUGGACAAAGCUAAAGAGAUGCUUAAGCAGAUGUACAAGAAUGGCUGCAAACCAAACACUGUAUCAUAUACGGCCUUGUUACAUGGGCUUUGUCGGAGUGGAAAGUCAUCAGAAGCUAGAGAGAUGAUGAACGUGAGUGAAGAAGAAUGGUGGACCCCAAAUGCCAUCACUUAUGGUGUUGUGAUGCAUGGUCUACGUAGGGAAGGGAAGUUGUCCGAGGCCUGUGAUAUUGUAAGGGAGAUGAUUAGAAAAAGCUUUUUCCCAACCCCAGUUGAAAUUAACUUACUGAUUCAGUCUCUUUGCAGAGAAGGAAAAAUGGACGAGGCUAAAAAGUUCAUGCAGGAGUGUCUGAAUAAGGGAUGUGCUGUUAAUGUAGUAAACUUCACCACUUUAAUUCAUGGAUACUGUCAGAAGGAUGAUUUGGAAGCUGCUCUAUCAUUGCUUGAUGACAUGUAUCUUAACAACAAGCACCCCGAUGUAGUCACGUACACUACACUGAUAGAUGCAUUGGGGAAGAAAGGUAGAAUAGAAGAAGCAACUGAAUUUACAAUGAAGAUGCUGAAGAACGGUUUGGAUCCUACUCCUGUUACAUACAGGACAGUUAUCCACAGGUAUUGUCAGACGGGUAGGGUGGAAGAUUUGUUGAAACUAUUGGAGAAAAUGCUCUCAAGACAUUCAUGCAGAACAGUGUAUAAUCAAGUUAUUGAAAAGCUUUGUAGUUUUGGAAAUCUUGAGGAGGCGGAUAAACUCUUAGGUAAGGUGUUGAGAACAGCUUCAAGAAUUGACGCUAAAACAUGUCACAUACUUAUGGAGAGUUAUUUGAGCAAAGGGAUUCCUUUGUCAGCAUAUAAAGUGGCCUGUCGCAUGUUCAACCGGAAUCUGAUUCCUGAAUUGAAGUUAUGCGAGAAGGUGAGUAAAAAACUGAUGCUAGAAGGUAAAUGUGAGGAGGCAGAUAGGCUUAUGAUACGUUUUGUUGAGCGUGGACACAUUUCACCUCAGUGUCAAGAGCAUUUGGGAACAUAGUGGGUGUUAUUCUUGCUACAAGAGUGAUGGAUAUCCAUCUGACUAUUUCAUCAUCAUCAUGUGCUACCAUUGUUAAGUGCUUUAUCAGUGUAUAACACAUUCAAGAAGCAUCGAAAGCUCAGUAAUUUCAGGGCAAUCUUCAAUUUGUAAGUUAGCCAGGAGUACAACUAAGGUUCCUCUAGGUGUUCCAAGAGGUGUUUGUUUGUUAAACUUAAGUAGAUAUCAAAAUGAUUCCUGUGAAUGUUUGUUCAAAUGUUAAUAAUUAUGACGAGGGCUACCUCAAAUUAGUCAGAAAUAUUGUUCCCGGUUAUUUUUUACGUCUGUCUUGGAUUGUUAUGGGUGGAUUUCGCAGUUUUUUUAUUGAAUCGAAGUUGUUUCAAUUGGUGGUUGAGGAAGGGGGGAACUUUUUUUCCCUUAGGAUUUAUGAACGGGGAAAGUAUUUCAUGCAAUCAGUUUUUAUGGGUAAGAGUGCAGCACGAUGGUUAAUGCAAAGCUUGGAACACACAGUGAUUGGGAUUAACCCCAAACACUUCUUCACGCUCAGGGAAGGAGACACU